GACUCAGGUAUGCUUCAAUGAAAUUCCCUCAAAGUUUGAUUUUAUCCCAAGUUACUAACAAUAUCUUGCUUGAAACCAAGAUAUUUGAGUUUUAAUGAGGAUACCCAUCGAGAACCAAUGAUUUUUUGUUCUAAGAAUGUGUCUUUCCUUAUUACUUAGCAUAUUUGCUCACUAUGGGAGAAUCUGGCAAUUGGAACACGUCUCAAAUGGUUGAAGAUUCCCAAAUUGGGAAAGGGCUGGUCGCAGGCCGAAGACAGAUCAGACUCGACGCAGCUGGUCUACUCGUGAGGAAGAGGCCUUGAUGUUAGCACUAAAAGACCUUGUUGUAAACAAGUGGAAAUCAGAUAACGGCUUUCGUGGUGGGUAUCUAGCUCGGAUUGAGGAAAUCAUCAAGCUUGAAUGCCCGAACAGUGACAUUAAGGCAACCCCCCAUAUCUGCUCCAAGCUCCAGCAAUGGAAAAAAAACUACUCCUCUCUGGUUAACAUGCUCAAUCGAAGCGGCGUUGGCUUCAAUUACAAGGGCGAUCACAAGAUUGAUUGUGAUAACGACCAAUGGGAGCAAAUUGUUAGGCUAGAUAACAAUGCACGCUACAUGCGUUUCAAGUCGUGGCCUCUGUUUGAUGAAUGGAAAGAGAUUUUUGGUAAGGAUCGUGCAAUGGGAUCUUCUGGUCGGGAUUUGCAGGAGCUUUACCAUGGUGUGCGCUCACAUCUCAACGUGGGUAAUGGGAGUCAGGAGGCUGAGUUUGAAGCUAGUGCUGAUGGCCAUUCUGGAACUAAUACGGAUAACACCACGAACUCACAAGGAAUACCAGUUAACACCAUGGGCUCAGGAGAAAUACCAGAUCAGAGUACGGGAGACAGUGACACCGGAACUCAGCUUCCCGCACAGUCAAACGGUGACACUGGAAAAAAAUGUCCAAAGAAAACAGGUAACAAGCGCAAACUCGUUGAUAGGGCUGAUGCUUUGCUUGAAUUGCUUGCUAAAGGGCAGGAUGAAACCAACGCUAGGCUUGAUAAGUUGGCUGGUAGGAUUGGGUUUGAGUUCGAUGCUAGCAAGGCAAGAAAGAAAGUGUUUGGCAUGCUAGGUAAUAUUCAAGGCAUUACUCUUGGGCAACAAAUCGACGCUGCUGAAUUCAUCCUCAGCAAAGUCAAACAUUUGGACUUGUUCAAUAGCCUUCCUGAAGCUUUUCACCACACUUAUGUCCUUCGUGCAUUGGAGAAGAUCCACCGUUAAUUCGUGUGGUUAUUUGCUUCAUCUUUUGACUUAGCUAUUUUGUAGGAGAUGAUAUCUAAUCCUCCUUAUGUGCAUAGAACUAUAAUCGCACUUAUUAUAUUUUGUCUAGUUUCUACUGAUGCUCAAAUGUAUGAGCUUAAAACAUUGGGCUUCGGCCUUGGUUUGUAUUUGACGAUUGUUGUGAUGACUCUAUUUGUGGAAUCUAUGGAACCUCGUAAAUAUGAUACG
Molecule: messenger RNA, 1462 nt
Organism: Salvia splendens (bonfire salvia)
Lineage: Eukaryota; Viridiplantae; Streptophyta; Magnoliopsida; Lamiales; Lamiaceae
Exons: 3
Coding region: 302-1234 (310 amino acids)
Source: RefSeq, a predicted model, not a curated record